AUGGGGGCCGUUGGUGAGACAUCUUCGGCCAAUCCGCGGGUGACUCCGGCGACUCGCACAGGCAAGUUGGUGGUCCCCAGAUACCGACGUCCCGGGACAUAUGGCUUUGUGGGAGACAACAUCCGAUCCACUGGGCGGCCGCAUUGUAGCUUAGUCUUCCAGAAUGCCUUCGAUACAUUGGUGGAGUUCCUACCGCAGAAGACCGCCAUACAGGUGGUCGACGUUGGAAGCAUGUUGGGUGACUGCUGUCUUUGGACCUUGAAACGUUUGGGCGACAUGUCUGGCGCGUGGAGAUCACCUCGAUGCCGGGCAUAUGAGUCCGAUGAGCUCUGGGCGCGCUUGGCGCUCACCUCCGCAGAGCUCAAUGCGCUUUCCCAUGCGAUGACGGUGCAUCACGUGAUGGUCUCGGCGCGCGGCCAAAGCUCGUUAGAUGCGUUACUGAGCGAUCUGGGAGAUGAUCCAUGGGUUUUAAAGAUCCACACCGACGGCAGUGAGCUCGACCUCCUCCAAGGUGCUCCGCGGCUCUUAUCCGCGGGCCGCCUGCAGUUCGCAUUACUGCGGAUGGAGUCACAGUUACAGCUGCAAGAUGGCCGCUACCGGCCACCGCCCAGCGCCUGGCGAGCCUGGAUGAGGAGCAGUGGGCUUCACCACCACUACGAGCUCCGCUUCUGCCACCACGAGGCGCUCCUCGUGGCCAAGCGCCAGUGGGCGACCCGGGCCCUGCUCAGCCGGAACCUGAACUUCACGCGCUGA
Molecule: messenger RNA, 753 nt
Organism: Durusdinium trenchii
Lineage: Eukaryota; Dinophyceae; Suessiales; Symbiodiniaceae
Source: the annotation of a GenBank genome assembly